This is a messenger RNA of Penicillium cosmopolitanum, 411 nucleotides long. RefSeq names its product import motor complex subunit PAM16. Gene Ontology annotation, cellular component: TIM23 mitochondrial import inner membrane translocase complex. Gene Ontology annotation, biological process: protein import into mitochondrial matrix. Lineage: Eukaryota; Fungi; Ascomycota; Eurotiomycetes; Eurotiales; Aspergillaceae. Bases 1 to 411 code for a protein of 136 amino acids. The record is from RefSeq and is a predicted model, not a curated record. The transcript is spliced from 2 exons.
AUGGCGCACCGCAUUGUCUCCCAAGUCAUCAUCACCGGAGCCCGGGUCUUCGGCCGCGCCUUCGGUGAAGCCUACAAGCAGGCCCAGGCCACCGGCAAACAUAACGCCGGCAAGAAAGGAGGAAGUGCCUUCAGCGGUGGCUCCGGAAUCACCCUCGAUGAGUCCUAUAAGAUCCUCAACGUCAAGCCCCCCGGUGGCGGUGCCGAACUCAGUGCCGAACAUGUCACGGAGCGAUUCAAGAAGCUGUUCGACCUGAACGAUCCUCAGAAGGGUGGCAGUUUCUACCUUCAGAGCAAGAUUCUACGUGCGCGCGAACGGAUAGAGAUGGAAGUCCGCCAAACGCAGCGAAAGGCGGCGCAGGAUAAGGAAUUGAGUGAAGGCUGGAACCCCAAGGUCUACAAGGACCGGUGA